This is a messenger RNA of Sardina pilchardus (European sardine), 3786 nucleotides long. RefSeq names its product pleckstrin homology domain containing, family A member 5 (gene plekha5). The record is from RefSeq and is a predicted model, not a curated record. The transcript has 21 exons. Gene Ontology annotation, molecular function: protein binding; phosphatidylinositol-3-phosphate binding; phosphatidylinositol-5-phosphate binding. Lineage: Eukaryota; Metazoa; Chordata; Actinopteri; Clupeiformes; Clupeidae. Gene Ontology annotation, cellular component: cytosol. Bases 34 to 3783 code for a protein of 1249 amino acids.
GGCGCGCGCCUCCAUCGCUACACAGUACCAGACAUGGCGGCGGAUCUAAACCCGGACUGGCUCUCUUGCCUACCCUCUUCUUGGAGUUAUGGGGUAACCAGGGACGGAAGAGUAUUCUUCAUCAAUGAAGAAGCAAAGAGUACAACCUGGUUACAUCCCAUUACUGGAGAAGCCGUUGUUACGGGACACAGAAAAACUCCAGAUCUUCCAACAGGAUGGGAAGAAGGAUACACAUUCGAGGGAGCCCGCUGCUUCAUAAAUCACAAUGAGCGGAAGGUGACCUGCAAGCAUCCUGUCUCUGGCAUCCCUUCCCAAGACAACUGCAUCUUUGUUGUCAACGAACACGUGAAUUGUGGAAAGCUUGUCCACCCUGUUGUAAACAGACCAGCGCAGAAAGCGCCCACGAGCCCUGAGAAAAAGGAGCGACCCACGAGCACCAUGAGCGAGGCGUCGAACUACACGGGCGGCUCGGACUACACCACCUACGCAGGGAGCCCGGUUGCCAGACAAUCAAGGCCCUCCAAGAAAGUCCACAAUUUCGGAAAGAGGUCAAACUCCAUAAGGAGGAAUCCAAAUGCUCCUGUUGUCAAGAGCAGCUGGCUGUACAAACAGGACAGCACGGGAAUGAAGAUGUGGAAGAAGAGGUGGUUCGUGCUGUCGGACAUGUGUCUGUUCUACUACAAAGAUGACAAAGAAGAAUGCAUCCUGGGAAGUAUCCUCCUGCCGAGCUUUCACAUAUCCUUGCUGUCCGUGGACGACCACAUUAGCAGGAAAUACGCCUUUAAGGCGACGCACCCAAACAUGCGGACGUACUACUUCAGCACAGACAAUGCCAAAGACAUGGAGUCCUGGAUGAAGGUGAUGACGGACGCUGCAAUGGUCCACUCAGAGCCCAUCACCAGGCUGGACAAGUCCAAGGGCGACUACCGGAGCCCGCAGGAGAUGAACAACAUGCUGAACCACCGCGUGCUGACGCGGCCCGAGAUCCAGAACAACGAGCGCAACCGGGAGCCGCCGCCGCCGUCGUCGUCGUCCCGCUCGGCGGCCGAGGAGAAGAAGCCCGGCAGGGUCCUGGAGAAGCCCGGUAAGCAGCAGAAGCAGGAGCACAGCCACCGCUGCACGCUGCAGCGCGAGGGAGACCGCUACACGCUGCAGAAGGACGGGGAGAGGUACACGCUGCAGAAGGACGGAGACCGCUACUCCCUCCAGAAGGACGGGGAGAGGUACUGCCUGCAGAAGGAAGGCGAGAGGUACACGCUUCAGAAGGACAGCGACAGGCACGCCCUGCAGAAGGAGGAGGAGAUGUACGCGCUCGCCAAGGACGCGGAGCAAUACGCGCUCCAGAAAGAGGCGGACAAUUACGCCACGCACAAGGAGAUCGAGAAGUACGUUCUCCAGAAGGACGGAGAGAGAGGACACACGCUCAAGAAGGACGGUCGCUACGCCGUGCAGAAGGACGGACAAGUGUACGCUCUGCAGAAGGACGGGCAGCUGUACGCCCUGCAGAAGGACGGGGAGAGGCUGACCCUGCAGAAGGACACGGAGAGGUACAUGGUCCACAAGGACGCGGAGCGACACACGCUCCACCACAAAGACUCCAAGAGGUACGUCUUGGCGAAGGACACGGAGACGUACGUCUCUCAGAAGGACAUCGAGAGGUACCCGCUGCACACGGACGGCGAGACGCUGCCGGUCUCGCCACGGGACGGCGAGCGCGCCUACGGCUCCGGCUACCAGCGCGAGCCGUCGUCGUCGUCGUCGUUGGCGGAGCAGCCCGUGGCGCGGCCCGUGGCCAAGAUCAACAGCAUCAAGCUGCAGCCGGAGCAGGCGGCCGCCAUCGCCGCCGCCGUCUCCUCCUCCCGCCAGCUCCAGCUCCAGCUCCAACUCCAGCAGCAGCAGCAGCAGGCCGCCCAGCAACAGCAGCAACAGCAACAGCAGCAACAGCAGCCCCAUAAGCCGGCCCAGCUCAACGGCUCUGGGGAGCGCAGCCCGCUAGGGGACAUGGCACCCACACAGCAGCAGCAGCAGCAGCAGCAGCAGCAGCAGCAGCAGCCCACCAGAGCUCCAGGCCAGGGCCAGGGCCAGGGGCCGAGCCAGACACACACCCACAGCACCCAGCAGCAGCAGCAGCAGCAGCCGCUGGGCCACGAGCCGGAGAGGAACCUGCAGAGGACCAGCUCCAUGCAGCAGCUGGAGCAGUGGGUCAGGGCCCACCCGAGGGUGCGGCCCGGCGAAGACGACACCAGGAGCAUAACCUCCUAUCAGACGCUGCCGAGAAACAUGCCCAGCCAUCGGGCGCAGGUGCUGCCGCGCUACCCAGAGGGCUACCGGACGCUGCCGCGCAACAGUGGCACGGCUCGGCCUGGCAGCGUGUGCGGGUACCCCACCUCGGCCUACGAGCGCGGAGGAGGCGGGAGCGGCGGCGGCGGCGGCUCUCAUCAUCACACCCUCACCACGGCGACGGCGUCGGAGAAGCGGCGCUCCAUGCGGGACGACACCAUGUGGCAGCUGUACGAGUGGCAGCAGCGGCAGGUGAUGAGCCAGCGGCAGGCCUACGCCACGCUGCCCAGCCCGCGCACCAUGGCCGACAUCGCCGAGCACGUGGCGGCCGCCAUCGUCCCCGGCGCCCGCGGCAGCAUCGCCAUCGCCCAGUCCAUCCCGCCCUCGCCCUCGCACGCCUCCGUGGGCGGAGGCCUCUACCACACCUACUCGCCGCGCCGCUCCUCGCAAAACCACGCCACGCGCUCCGAGCUGUCCUCGCCCAUCUACCGCGGCGACCUGAGCAUCGACCGCCGGCACCGCGCCCACCCCAACAAGUAUGCCUACCCCACUGACCGGAGGUCCGUGCCCAUGGGGAUGCCAGUCCAGAGCAUCACCCCCCAGUCGCUCCAGGGCAAAACGAUUAGUCCGGAAGACUACCGAGACGGCUCCUACACAUACAGACCAGAGGAGCUGGACGUGGACACGAAGCUCAGUAGGUUGUGUGAACAAGACAAGGUGGUGCGAACCCAAGAGGAUAAACUGCAGCAGCUCCACAGAGAGAAGCACACGCUGGAGACGGCGCUUCUGUCGGCGAGCCAGGAGAUCGAGAUGAGCGCCGACAACCCGGCGGCCGUGCAGAGCGUCAUCCAGCAGAGGGACGUCCUGCAGAGUGGCCUGCUCAGCACCUGCCGCGAGCUCACCCGCGUCACCGCGCACUGUGUGCUGCUGUGUCCCCAGGAGCUGGAGCGGGCCUGGAGAGAUCACGACCGGCUGGAGGCCGACGUCACCACCGCCAAGACCAACCUGCUGGAGAGACUGGAGGCCCUGGGCAGCCCACAGACAGAGCCCCCAAGCCAGCAGCAUGUUCAGAUCCAGAAGGAGCUAUGGCGGAUCCAGGAUGUGAUGGAGGCUUUGAGCAAAAACAAGCCACAAAGAAGCGUCGACACCAGCUUCCCCGGCACAAAAUCGGUAACAAAUGUACACAAAAAUGAGGAGGUAGACCCUGUGCCCCCUCGACCCCCUCUUCCACACUCCUAUGAGAGCGGCGACUGUUCGCCCAUCGUGCCACCCGUGACCCCCUCCACUGGCUCCGGCACGGGCACGGGCACCGGCGCCAGCCAAGGGCACCUGCCCCGGCCUCUCCAGCACCAGAGGAACGGCGCCCAGAGCGGCCCAGACUACCGCCUGUAUAAGAGCGAGCCGGAGCUCACCACCGUGGCCGAGGUAGACGAGUCCAACGGAGAGGACAAGACCGUCGAGCAGGCUGCGGAGAAAGACUCCGCCAGCGCUAAAGGUGCCUGAACG